Molecule: messenger RNA, 3592 nt
Organism: Prorocentrum cordatum
Lineage: Eukaryota; Dinophyceae; Prorocentrales; Prorocentraceae
Source: the annotation of a GenBank genome assembly
GGCUCGGUCGCGCGGCAUCCGCUGCCCCCCCCCCUCCCCCGCCCCCCCCGCAACCGCGCCCCUCCGCCGCGCCUCCGCGGCGCCUGCGGCGCGAGCGCGAUGGCCCAGGACGAGGAGCCCGCCGAGGACCCGGGGCCCGAGGAGUACGACAGCGGGCUCGUGGCUCCCGAGGACGAAGAGGAAGAGGAGGGCGAGGAAGAGGAGGAGGAGGACGAGGAGGCGGGGGCCGAGGGCGACGAGGCGGCGGAUGGCGACAAGGCCACCGCGGACGAGGUGCGCGCCAGCGAGGGCCUCAUCUACACUGCGAAGGAGGUCAACGACCAGGUGUUCGAAGAGCUGCGGCUGCCUGGGGGCCUCGCGGAGGAGGUGCAGAACACGUGGAACACGUUCCUGCGCUCCGCCGAGUCGCGCGAGGCGGCCGGGGAGGUCAUGGCCAUGCGCUUCAUGAACGGCCUCAACCAGAUCAUCGCCCAGCUUGGCGACCCCAGGUCCCUCAAGGUCGUAGUGGAGACACUCGGCUUCCAGCACCUCGACCUCGAGGUGACCGUACCGCGCGUCGUGAUGUUCCGCGACGCGAUCGUGGACUUGCUGCAGGUAGAGCUGGCCGGGCAGCUGACCCGCAGCGCACACGGCGGCUGGGACACCAUGCUGAAUUACGUAGGCGGUGCCUACAUCUACGUCCGCGUGAAGUACACCGACCGCCUCAAGAUCUUGGCCUCCAGCUGGGCCACCGCCAACAACAAGCAGGAAGAGCUCGAGGCGGUGGCCGAGGACCCCGAGGCCGCCGACGCCGAGGCCAAGGAGGGCGAGGUCGCCGCCGGCACUGCCUCGAACGAGGCUGGCCCGAACGAUGAGAAGGACAAGAUGAACACCUUCGCGGACAAGGAGAAGGCCGGCAAGAAGAAAAAGGAGAAGAGGCGCAGCUGGUUCUCCGGCGGCGGCGACGGGGGCACGGACUCGGAGACGCGGCACGGGAAGGCCAAGGACGCGAACGAGUCGGACGGGAGCAGCUUCAAAAAUACGUCCGUGCCGACGACCUACAACGAGAUGUUCGCAUUCAACGCGGCCGUCAUGGGCUUCGGUCAGAACCUAUGGAUGAACGAGGUCAUCGCGUCCUUCGACACUAUCGUGACGAACGUCUCCAACUCGUACCGCCUGCAGGAGGAGUGCGACGUGCUGUCGCUGCGGCUCGCGAAGUACAGGGGCACCGUGAACCUCUCGGAGUACAAGGCCGUCAUGCUGGCCUCCUUGCGCUCUCUGGUGCCGAAGGACUGGAACUCGAAUCACGAGGUCGCUUGGUCCUGGUUAUGGGAGAACGUGGAGCGCAUGCUCAAGGCGCUCAUGGGCAGGCCAGCGCAGAUGGAAAGGUGCCUCGACCGGCUCUGGUCUGGCCUCGACGAGUCCUCCCAGGCUUUCGUGCGGCGCGAGGUGUACUCGAAGUUCUUCGCCUUGGCUCCCGCCGGACUUCUUCAAGCAGUCCACCACUCGGCUCCACUUCAUCGCGGACCGCAUCGUCUCCAUGACGCUCGAGAUUUACAAAGAUCCCAAGAAGAUGGUCGAGGACAUAUCCGCCCUCGGCCUGAGGCACGUCGGUUACGGGAUUCCCACGGAGCUCUUCGGGCCGUUCGUAACUGCGUGCGUGCAGGUGGUGCGCAGUCUCACCGACGACGACGGCGCCGAGGAGGCUUUCCGAUGGUCCCUCAGCCUCAUCUCGCGCAUCCUGACGCGCGUGAUCACGGAGGGCUCCACCAUCGUCAUGAAGGCCAUCAACAUGAACAGUGGCGCGCAGGUCCGCAAGGCCGUGGGCUGCGCCCCGCGCGGCAAGCGCGCCAUGUGGAUGCUAAACAUCCAGGUCGGGACCCAGUCGAUAUCCCCCCUGCUCUGGGCGAUCGAGACGGGCAGCCUCGAAGCCGCCAAAGCGAUCAUCCAGGACCAGACCUCCUUACAAUACGGGCGGACCGGGACCGCUACUACUACGGGCUCGACACCUUGUUCGAGCGCCACGAAGACAUCGUAAGGCGCCUCUGCAUCGACGCCCCCGCACUGCUCCCCGCCCUCCUGGAUGGCCUCGUGUGGCGCUCGCGCACCACCGAGAACGGCAGCCGGCGCUGGGAGCCCGCGGACUACAUCAAGCAUCUCGUGGUGGAUUCCAACGGGGACUUCGCGCAGGCGGUGGAGUGGAUCACGGAGAACGGCGAUCCCAAGCUCGUGUGCCACCCAGUCGUGGCGAUGGUGACGGAUACCGUAUGGGGCCGCAUCGCGUUCCGCACGUUUUUGAUGAACAAGGUUUGGGUGCUCGUCACGUUGUGCGUCUUCGUCGUUGGCACCGGCGGCCUCAAGCACGAGAGCAGGGACGAGGGGAACCGCAUGGUUGUUUUCUGUUGCCGUGCCUUUAUCUACCUGCUGAGCCUGGGGCAGUGGCUGUAUUACCACAUGAAGAACAUUUGCCGCGACGUGCGAAAUAAGGCAUACAUGAAGGUUGGACAUGUGCAAGUUCCGGCCUAUCUCGAGAACUACCAGGAUUGGGCCAGCCUAUUCUUGACGGUGGUCCUAUUGGCCAUGCUUGGGUUGGAGCCUAUCUUGCACUGCUUCCCACACAAAGACGAGGACUUCGAAGGUUCGGGGCUGUUCACAGAGGAGUGUCCCCAGGCGGAGACCAUGAGCGCGGUGUUCGCGCAGCUGAGCGCGAUUGCCACCCUCGUAUACUUCAGCCUCAUCAUCGACCUCUCGGUAUUCUCCACAAGGGUAUCCGCUUACGUGCUGAUAUGCUACCGCGUGCUGUCGGAGGUGUACCUGUUCGUGAUCGGCCUGAGCUUCGUGAUCUUGGCGUGGAGCUGCGCGGUGAGCGCGCUUGAGCAGGAUAACGACGACUUCUCAGGAAUCCCCGCCUCCGCGCUGUCGCUGCUGAAGGUAGCGCUUGGAAUGUACAAUGGUGAGAGCUUCCACACCAUGAGAGGAGAGCCCAUGCUCCUGAUCGCGGUGGUGGCGUACGUCAUCGUGAGCGCCGUGUUCCUGCUCAACCUUCUCAUCGCGCAGCUCAACUGCUCGUACCAGUCGACCUAUCAGGACAUGGUCGGGUACGCCCGCCUGAACCGCGGCAAGAUCGUGACCGAGGCUAUGCUCGUAGUCUCCGAGAAACGCUGGAGAGCGUUCGUCGACUCGAUGCACCUGGACGAGCGGUGCGAGUUCGGCGAGGGCGACAUCGGAUUGGCUGGCGGCAUCCAAGUGCGCGAGGCCGCAAAUGUUAACAUCACCACCUUCGACAUGAUCCGCCGAUUCGGCGGAUCCACGUCGGUCUUAGCGCAGUGGCCGGAGGAUGACCUUCUGACGAACGACGAGGAGGACCGCUUCGAGCGGAUGGAGAAGGUGAUCGCGAAGGCCAUGAAGCGGAUGAGCUCGAGCGGCGACGCCAAGGGGAAGGGCGGCAGGACCUCUGGGACGGGCGGCUCCGGGACCGGCGGCUCAGGCAUUGGCGGCAGCGCCAACCUGGGCGCCUCGGGCAGCGGCUCCGCUGGCGAGGGCAGCGUCCACGAGAGCGAGCACUCGGGCGACGACUGAAGCGGCUCGCUGGGAGGCCUCCAGGAGGAGGGGA